Messenger RNA from Symbiodinium pilosum, 588 nucleotides. The record is from the annotation of a GenBank genome assembly. Lineage: Eukaryota; Dinophyceae; Suessiales; Symbiodiniaceae.
GUUGAGCUGGCACGACGAGUCGAAUCUGGAAAGGUUCCACACUUCGGCUACACGGAGGUGGCGCAAAGACGUGUGGGUUUCCGAGUCCUCUCUCUGCGCAGUGAAGUGGUCAAAGAAGGUAGCGAUCCACUGUAUGUCGCCACCGUACAGAUGCUGGCAGACAGCGACCUUUCGCGAAUGCGUACAGGUGCCGGCGAGCAUCCGGCGCCAGAAACAAUCUGGGGACAGGUCUACGUUCAAACUGGUGGUGGUCUGGGCUUUGCUUCCUACCACUUUCAAAGCCCGGACACCUGCUACAUCUCUUACGAGAGCGCUCUCAGCAAGACCUUCCCCGCGCUGGACAAUGGAAGCCAGCCGCCUCCCAAAAAGCUCUUCGAGGAGUUCUCCUACGACCCUAGGACGCGCACCUUCAAGGGGGUGAUCGACUGGUCCCCGUCCUCUUGGCAGGGGGAUCAGAAGUGGGUGUACAACAUGACGUUCUCCGCAGAUCUGGAUAGCAUUGUCGCGGGCAAGGUGCACUCUGUCCCUGCUGACGACAAGAAGCCUUCCAAGGACUUGCACUUUGGUGUGCACCUUGGCCGUUUUUAA